Funneliformis caledonium is the source of this 905-nucleotide messenger RNA. The record is from the annotation of a GenBank genome assembly. Lineage: Eukaryota; Fungi; Glomeromycota; Glomeromycetes; Glomerales; Glomeraceae.
UGUUAUAUAAAACAGAAUCUUUUAUUAAAUAUAAAGACAAAAGAACAAGAAUUGGAAGGAUUCUAGUGAUAGUAUCAACUUCUGGUGGUAUUGAAUUGAAGGUCCAACCUCUUUAUUAUGGUUCUGAAUUACCAAAGAUUUUUGCAAAUUCAACAAAGUUGGAACGAGCUCAGAAUGGAGAACUAUGGUUAAGUGAAAUAUCAUGUUUGAUUGACCUACAAAACAUUAUUGAACCAAUCAAUAUCUGGCUUCAAGACACUUCACAACCUGUUAAUGGUUAUCAAUUUUAUGUUAGUGAAAUUAUAUACAAUUAUGAGGGUCGAUGGAAGAUUAGAAAAGUUGAAUUUCGGCAUCAACAUCUAAGUGAAUAUACCUCUAUUGCUAAAGCAUCCCGUUUAAGCUUUAGUUUCACUUUUACUGAACAAACAUAUAAAGAAUUAGAAGAGGCUUUGAGAAUUGAACAUAAUCUUUUAUUAAAAGGCUUUCAAAGUUUCAAUACAGAUCCAUUGCUUCAACCUAUAUUAUCUGAUUGGUAUAUGACUCAAAAUAUUCAAAAGGAAGAUACAAUCAUUAUUAGUACAAAUAUUUCAUCACAUGAUGAUAAAAUAAUAAAUAUCAAAGCACAAAAGCGUUUAUUUAGAGAUAAAAUCCGUAAAAUUGCUUUACCUGUACAACUUGAUAGAAAUCUUCAAUUUACCCAUGAUACUAUAAGCGCAUAUGAUAUCUAUAUUUAUACCCUUAUAGACGAUGAUGGCAAAUUUAACAUGAAUUUAGAUAUACAUGCUGGUGAUAUAGUACAGAUGCAAGAAGAGAAUGAUAUUUCUUACGCUAUAAUAAAGGCAUUAUUCACACAUAAGUAUAAUAAUGGCUUAGUAUAUGCAUUUAUUUGGGUUGAUUGGUUGUGA